Messenger RNA from Lactuca virosa, 441 nucleotides. NCBI's taxonomy places the organism in Eukaryota, Viridiplantae, Streptophyta, Magnoliopsida, Asterales, Asteraceae. The record is from the annotation of a GenBank genome assembly.
AUGCUGUGUAGCAAUGAAUCCGUUUCUGAACACAUCGUCGUUGUCUAUAUUUUCUCAAUCAGCUUCAUACUCACCCUAUUUCUGGCGUCAUUGUCCUCCGUGUUUCAAGAUCCAACUGCUGCUGAUAACAACGAUGCUCCGGUAAGUCUCACCACCACUGAAAUGGUGUCGUUACCACCUCGUUCUGUGACAGGAACUGCAUCGGAGCCAAACAUAUCAUCAAAGUUUAUCCCUUUCUAUGGUGGAGCUGAUUAUCAUGAUUAUCACCAUUAUGUUGGUGGACAAAGUCAAAGCAAUUUUGCAUCUGUCUUCACUUACUAUGAUUACAUUUAUGGAACAGACAAGGGCUAUCGUUACCAGAAGAAAGUCUUGGAACAGUUAAGAGAUGGAAAAGGAAAUGAUGGAUCGAAUGCUUCAGGACAAGAUAUAAAAUCUGAGUAG